AUGUAAAAUAUUAAUAAUCCACAGAGAGACGGGAAGGGGGCGGGGUCCUCAGUACGUCUCGUGCGGGUUGGUGCGGUGGCCAGGAGUCCUUGCGAAGAGCGAGAUGGUGUUUUUGUUGUGCUGAUCAGCUGAAAGUGGCGUUUGUAGUCCCCCUGUUUGUCAACGCAGAGGGGGAGAUGUAGCUAACCUUUUCAGUUUGGUUUCAAGGAGCACUCGCGCCAGCUCUGCUCUACACUCUGCGAAACAUUCCAGGAAAUGCGGUCUUCUGGCCCGUUCGCUUGAGGAUAAAUGGCUGCAACACGCACAGAAUAGAAACCGUCAGAUGUCCUUCCUGUAGUCACGGACGUAAACCGGAUCCUUCCCCGCCAUCUUCAGGUUUCCCCCAACACCGGGCCUCUGAAAGACAACUAACAUGUCAGUAUCGAUCACGGCUCUCUGAGCCGUACAUGCUUGUAAACACGCAACAGAGACCCAGGCUCUUCUAGCUGUGUGCAGCCAGGCAUGAGUGUGAGUCGAUGCCGGGUCAGGACACCUUCCCCUGCUGGAGUUACCUGACGCAGAGCCUCAGAGGAGCCGCGGAGAGAGAAGGAGCGGAGCAGAGGAGAGAGAAACCCAGCAGAGCUGUCAAGAUGGCUCAGGGCGCGCAGAGACACAGCUGCCCGCCUAUCGCUCUGCAUCCAUGUUUACCUGCAUCCCCGCCGCUCCAGGGGGCUUUUUAAUGAUGUCUUAUUUGGUCCUCUUGAAUGACUUUUGGCCCGCACCAAAGAGGUCCUCUCCCGCGAAACCUUUCUCUGCGAGUAGUUGUUCCCCAGCCCUAGGCCUCCAUGCGUCUCCCAGGCUAGCUCCAUGAGGCCCCUUGACCCCCUGUGUCCGUGAGGCCCCCUCCCCACUCUAUGGAGGCUGAGUCCAGCCAUCCGUCCGAUGGGGAACGCUCCGGAAGGCAAGAGCAGCCUCUCUCUGAUGAGCCCCCACCGGGCUCCCGUCCACCGCACCCCCCUCCCCCCAACCCCCGGCCUGUCCACGGGGCCCUGGGGCGCCCCCACCACCGCCAGCCCCGAAGGGGAGACCUGCUGCUCCGGAUGCAGCAGCACCGAGCUCCUGCCCCAGCAUGGCAGGCCUCAGACGCCCCAGGGCCCUCUGCGGGCUGCAGAUUCCCCUCCCCUUCGCCCUCCUCCGGUUCCCCCGUCCCCUCCUCCACCACAGGAUGCCCCCCCCACGGGGGCUCCUCCCAGGCUGGCCAGGAGGGUUCGGAGGGGGCCAGCCAGCCCAGGCGAGGAGACAAGAAGCCCCCGAAACCGGGGAAAUACAUUUGCACUUACUGCGGGCGACCCUGCGCCAAGCCUAGCGUCCUCCAGAAACACAUUCGCUCGCACACGGGCGAGAGGCCCUAUCCCUGCGCCCCAUGCGGCUUCUCCUUCAAGACCAAGAGCAACCUGUACAAGCACCGCAAGUCCCACGCUCACCGCAUUAAAGCAGGCCUUGCUUCCAGCCGUGACGAGCCCAGCCUAAGCGGGCCCGAGGCCCAGGGGGAGGACCCCGAAGAGCCCACGGAGGGCGAAAGCACUGACUCGGAGGAGGAGACGGGCCGGCACCAAGCCUCAUCCGUCGCCAAAGAGAGGCAGGGCCAGCAGAAGAGUGGCAGCGUGGGGCCGGGCCCCGAGGAGAGCCACCGGCCGGAGGACUCCCAGGCUGUGAAGCAGAGGUUGGCCAUGAGGCUGAGCGAGAGGAAGCGCGGGCCCCUGGCCUCUCCGGACGAUGCCCCCUCGUCCUCCUCCACCUCCUCCUCCUCCCUGGGCCCUGGCAGUAAAGGCAGCACAGAGUCCGGCUACUUCUCCAGCUAUGGCAGUGCCGAGCUGUCCCAGGUCAGCCCCCCCAGUGCCAACGUCAAGACCUACGCCGAGAUCAUCCUGGGGAAGUACGGCCGGCGCAGCCCCCACCAGCUGCACCCCCAUCCCCACCCGCACGCCUCAUCCUCAGGCCCGGAGGAGAAAGGCCUCCCCUUUGGUGUACCCAAGACCCAGGUCAUCGAACACAUCACCAAGCUCAUCACCAUCAACGAGGCGGUGGUGGACACCAGUGAGAUCGACAGUGUCAAGCCCCGACGUUCCUCCCUCUCCAGGAAGAGCAGCCUGGAGUCGCCCAAGUUCUCCUCCCCUUCCAAAGACCCGUACGUCUUCGAGCCCAAAAGCGACGCCCCUGGGCCAAGCGGCCUGGGGGCCCCCUGCGGACCGGAUGGCGAGCCGUCCGGGAUCCAGGUGUGCUCCACCGCGGUGCCUCUGCUGAGAAGCCACUCCAUGCCCACCUGCGCCAGCCAGGGGGACCCCGCCAGCUGUGCCAUCCCCCCGAAGGGCUUCCGUCUCAGCCAGUCCUUCGACGAGCAGCAGGCGAUGGUGGCGGAGAUGAGAGUGGGCCACGCCCAGCGCAUGCUGAGGCGCCAGCCCGCCAUCGAGAUGCCCCCGGGUGCCGAACUUACCCAGGAGGAGGCGGGCCCCUCAUCCUCAUUCCCGGGGACAGGAAGCGAACCAUCUCGCAGGCAGCAGGAGCCGGAGGGCAGUCGGGGCCCCUGGCUGUAUGAGUGUGAGGCCUGCAGGGGCCGCUGGAACCAGAGAGACAGUUACGAGGCUCACACCAAGCUUUGCCCGGGCCAGCCCAUCCAGGAGCAGCCAAAACAAGACGCCGGCGGCAGGGCGUUCCGUGGGGACCGCCCCCAGAUGAUGCACUAUAAAUUCCGGGCGCUGGCCAUGGCGGUGAGGAAGAGGAGGAAGGAGGAAAGCCUGGAGGAAGACCCCCCGAGCCCCUGCAGUCCUGCCCCCCCCACCUCAGUGCCAAGCAGACCGGAACACGGCCAAACCUUCUCAGGUGCCCCCUCCCAGGCCGAUCCCCAGCAGCAGGACAGGAAGGGCGUGUCCGUCAUACAGCACACCAGCUCCUUCGAGAAGCAGGAGAGCUUUUCGAUGGAGAGUCAAGAGGUGGAAGCGAAGGGGGGCCAGCCAACGCAGCCGCCAGAGCCCAGACCCUCGCCCACCACAUCCCGCCUGGUCCGCCAACACAACAUACAAGUGCCGGAGAUUCUAGUUACCGUGGAGCCUGAUGCUGACAUGCCGUCCGUGUCGCCCCCGGCAAUGGCGUCCUCGUCUAAGGAGAUGGAGAAAGUGGAGGAGUUCCAGUGGCCUCAGAGGAGCCACAGUCUGUCCCAGCUUCCCGCAGAGAAGCUGCCACCAAAGAAGAAGCGUCUCCGCCUAGCCGAGGCCUCCCAGUCCUCCAGGGAGUCCAGCUUCGAGUCGGUGUCUCUUCCCCGCAGCCCCAGCCAGGAGAGCAGCAUCUCUCACGCCUCCAGCCGCUCUCCCUCCCUGGAGGACCCGGGCAAGCCUGAGGGGGCGCUCUGGGGCUCCGGAAUCCAGGGCUCCCACAUGCUGACAGUGCCCUCGGCCUCCCACCCACACCACCUCCACCAACCCUCCAAAGAGAUGCGACGCUCUGCCUCGGAACAAGCCACGGCCAGCCCCGAGAGCCAGGCGCCAGACGUGGAGACCAGGAGCAAGUCCUUCGACUACGGCUCCCUCUCCCCGCAGCAGUCUGCAUCCGCCUGGAAGGAGAGGAGAAAGUGCCUGCUGGUGAAGCACGCCACCCUGGGAGAGCCAGAGCAGGACGAGGGGGCCUCCGGGGGUCAGCCGCCCAGGAACGGGAGCCCCCAGCCUGGGCCAUCCUUCCCCGGCCACCUUGGCCUCUUCCAAGCUGAGGCCGGCACCUCAAGGCUCAACACGGAGGCCAUCGGGAAGACGCUGCAACUGCUCCAGCCCCAGAUCUUGCCUCUCCACCAGGCCCUGUUGCCCCUCCGGCCCCAGGGCCAGGACCCGCUCCCCCCAGGGCCUCUGGCCCAGCUGCUGCCUGCCACCACAGCCAUUACCGAGGUCCUGUCCACCCAGAUCAUCCACAGAGCUUUCCUGCACACCCGCAGCGGCCCUCUUCAAGUCCACCCGGCACAGCUCCACAGGGUAGAGCGCGUAGGCAUGCCUCUCCAUCCCUUCUCCAACCUGCUCCCCGUCCAGUUCCCCAGUGGGGUAGGGACCAGCCAGGCCCUGUACCUUCCCAUGCCACCCGGACUCACUAUUCAGAUGCCCUCCCACCAUCCCGCCCUCCGAGAGGCCAGACCCUCCACCUCCUCCAGCUGUCCCGCCCCCGUUCCCCACUCCCUGGUCCCCGUCCCCUACAACCAGCACGCCGCCGUGCCUACCAUCGCCACCUGCAUGGAGCAGCUGACCCCCGUGGUGUCCCUGGUGGUCCCAGUGCGUCUCCAGACCCACGUCCCCACCUACACCAGGGCCGUGUACACCACCCUGUCCCAGAUCUUGGCCCGCUCGCAAGACCCCAUUGUCUGCACGGCCAUGGUCAUCAUGGGGCAACUGGAGCAGGACAAACUGCAGAGGUCCUACCUGAAGCUGCCCAGUCCGGACUUCAAGAGCUACUUGCCCCUGUCUCUGCCCCUGGAGCUGGUCCCCAGCCCUGGGGAAGACUUCGGUCCCCUGGGGCCGGGGGGCAGCAAGCGGAUGCUCUCCCCAGCCGCGAGCCUGGAGCUCAGCUCUGAGGCCCAGCGGCAGCAGAAACGAGUGAAGGAGGAAGAGGCCAAGGAGGAGGAGGUGGAGGAGGAGGAGGUGGAGGAGAGGGUGGAGGAGAGGGUGGAGGAGGAGGAAGAGAAGAGUAAAGGUUCUGGGAGCCAUCUGGAAACGGGGGAUCACAAGGAAGAGCUUCCGAAGAGGGUGGAAGGGGAGGUCGCAGCUGUGAAGGAGGAGCAGGAGGGCGAGGAGGUGGUGCCGGAGCAGGCGGAGCCCGACAGGGAGGAGGAGUUACCAGGAAAAUCUGAGCCAAAGAAAGAAGAAGUAGAGGAGGAGGUCACCCAGCAGGCCAGCGCCCCACAGCCCCGGAACCCCGAGGCACGGGAGCCGCCCUCCUACCCCUGCCUCCACACCUCCACCUCGGUCAGCUGGUGCUACCUGAACUACGGGAAGCCCAACCCCUCGGCCCAGAGGGAGCCCCAGGCCUCCGUCUACUCCUCCUGGAGCGUCAGCGUCCACAACCCCAACCUGCCGGGCCUCAGCACCCGACUGGCCCUCGGCCUGCUCCGCUCCAAGCAGCAGCACAGCUCUGAGACCUACACCACGGCCACAGCCCCGGGCGCUGCCUCCAGCAAGCUGGUCCCCGCCAACAGCAGAAAGCCACGCGUCUCAGAGGUACCAGCCACCCCACCCAGCGCCUCCCUCAGACUGAAGGAGCAGCGGAAGCCCGAGAAGGACGAGCAGAAGAAAGGGAAGAGAGAAGAGGAGGGGGCCUCCACGUCCAAGCACAGCGAGGCCCCUCCCCCUCCUCGUCUCAGCGGGGGAGGGGCCUCCAUGUCCAAGCACAGCGAGGCCCCUCCUCCUCCUCGUCUCAGCGGGGGAGGGGCCUCCACGUCCAAGCAGAGCGAGGCCCCUCCCCCUCCUCGUCUCCGCAUCUUCGAAGGGGGGUACAAGUCGAAUGAGGACUACGUGUACGUGCGGGGUCGAGGCCGAGGGAAGUACGUGUGUGGCGAGUGCGGCAUCCGCUGCAAGAAGCCCAGCAUGCUGCGGAAGCACAUCCGCACGCACACGGACCUGCGGCCCUACGUCUGCAAACACUGCAACUUUGCCUUCAAAACCAAAGGGAACCUUACCAAACACAUGAAGUCCAAGGCUCAUGGGAAGAAGUGUCUGGUGAUGGGCGUGUCCGGAUCAUCUAUGGAGGAGGAGGAGCCAGAGAGCGAGACAACAGGAGGAGACAGGGAGGAGCCUCCGGGCGGGCCCGAGCACCAGUUCUCCGACGUGGACGAUUCCGACGAGGAAGACGACGAGGACGAGGAAGAGGAGUCCUCGUCCCAUGACGACCCGCCCUCCUCCUGCUCGUCAGACACCCGCCCCUCCACCGGGGGGCGCUCCACCAGCAGCGGGCGCUCCCAGCACGGCCCCCCCGGCCCCACCCAGGAGCCCAUGGGCCCCGGCCCCAGCCAGGAGGCCUCCCCCCGGCGACUGUGGCCCAGCGGGCGCGCUUCCUCCCCCGGGGGCCAGAGGGCGCUGUUCCCCCGGCGGGGCUGGAGCCCCUCCCCCCGGGCCUUCUCCCCCAGCAGCGACAGCUGCUCCCCCGCCCGCAGUCUCUCCCCCAGGCUGGACCUGUCCUCCCCCAGCCGGCACCCCUCUCCCUCCCCCGAGCGGGGGCCGUCCCCCAUCAGUACCCUCUCGCCCUUGCACCCGCUCUCCCCCCUCCAGCCUCUGUCCCCCAGCCGCUACCGGACGAGCCUGCGGGCCCGGGCCACCCCCUCACCCCUGGGGGGGCGGCCCAGGCCGUCAGCCUGCCUUCCCUGGGAGAGCCCUCGGACCCUGGGGAGCCUCAGCCAGGAGGGAUGCGGUACUCCACAGCUGAUUCCUCCAAAGGCCUGCCUUUUCCCCCCGGCCCUCCGCCUGUCCCUCAGCGAGAGCCCUGUCCCUCCGUCCCCCCAGACACUGUCCACCUGCCACCUCUUCAGCCACCUGCCAAUGCACUCCCAGCAGACCAGGGUCCCCUACCCGAUGAUCCCCAUCGGAGGCAUCCAGAUGGUCCAGGCCCGGGCCUGCUCCCACCCCACCACCACCUCCCCUUCCUCCCCGAUGGAGAGGCCGUCCCUGGGCCUGGGGUGGAGGGAGGCGCCCUGGGGCGGGACCUCCAGGACACGAGGGCUCAGGACUCCCGGGGACCACUGGUCAGAGAGCCAGGAAGCAGGAAGCAGCCAAUCAGGGCUGCGGGUCUCGGGCACAGCCCCGAGACGAUCCAAUCCCGAGACAGAGACCGCAGACGCGAAGCAAUACGGCAGCUUGCAUAGCUCUUCCCACUCACACAGGUCAGCCGCUGAGACCACGGAACCCUGGCCAUUAGGUAGCCCGGUAGAACCGCCCCCUGGCCAAUCACAGGUGGAACUGUCUCAGGGGGAGGAGCCUCCUGGGGUGUGGCCCAGAUCAACCGGUCCAGGAUUGGCGGAGGGAGGGAGUAAAGGCGGAGCCUCAGACAGUACAAACCAGAGCACUUACUAGUCUUGACCCUUCGAUACGUUGAGCAUUCUUUUUUCGCUUUUUCUUUUGGUUGCUACACUUGAUUUUUUUGUACAGCUUUGUUUUUUAUACAGUUUUCAAUACAAUUGUUAACUUAAACGUUUGUUGUUCUGCAAUAUUCAGGUUUGGUAUAUGAUGCACUUUUUUCUUUUUUGACAAUAAUAUUUCUGUUAAUCUAUAUAUGGAUAUAUAUAUACCCCCUUUCUAAGUAUCUUUAUUGAUACCGCUAUCUUAAUAUAUAUUUGAAUAUAUUAUGUAAAGAUCAUACGAGUACAUUUGUAAAUGACCAAAAUCUUUAAUCAAUAAUAAUGAUAUUUCCAUUUUUGUUUGUCCCUUUGUCCAGUAUUACUCAGACUGUCGUGGUUACUUGUGCCUUUCUGUCCGGGUGUGUGUUGGAGAUGUUGACAGCCUGAAGGGUUGGGUUGUUUGGGGUUGCUGUCAGGUGUGUCAGGAUCCGGAGGGUUGUUUGGGGUUGCUGUCAGGUGUGUCAGGAUCCGGAGGGUUGUUUGGGGUUGCUGUCAGGUGUGUCAGGAUCCGGAGGGUUGUUUGGGGUUGCUGUCAGGUGUGUCAGGAUCCGGAGGGUUGUUUGGGGUUGCUGUCAGGUGUGUCAGGAUCCGGAGGGUUGUUUGGGGUUGCUGUCAGGUGUGUCAGGAUCCGGAGGGUUGUUUGGGGUUGCUGUCAGGUGUGUCAGGAUCCGGAGGGUUGUUUGGGGUUGCUGUCAGGUGUGUCAGGAUCCGGAGGGUUGUUUGGGGUUGCUGUCAGGUGUGUCAGGAUCCGGAGGGUUGUUUGGGGUUGCUGUCAGGUGUGUCAGGAUCCGGAGGGUUGUUUGGGGUUGCUGUCAGGUGUGUCAGGAUCCGGAGGGUUGUUUGGGGUUGCUGUCAGGUGUGUCAGGAUCCGGAGGGUUGUUUGGGGUUGCUGUCAGGUGUGUCAGGAUCCGGAGGGUUGUUUGGGGUUGCUGUCAGGUGUGUCAGGAUCCGGAGGGUUGUUUGGGAGGGUUGUUGGUCGUCAGGGGAGAUGAGGGUUGCAUCAGACCGCUUCACAGGAAGCCUUAGCUGGAGAAUGUCGCAAAGAAAAUGCACUGAAGUCAUAUUUUGUAUUGGAAAGAUUGAAUUUGAACUUAUAUCUCUGUACAGAGACGAGGACUUCGUAUUUAUUAGUUAUGUGAGAUGAUUCACUGUAUUAUUACUGUUGUUGUGUUUUUUUACUUUUUCCGGGGAAGGGGUUGGGUAGAACCAUAGCAUUGUUAUUGACUCCCAAAUCUGUGUGUUUUUUAUCGUUUUGUUCUCUUUGACUUGAAAAGGAGCUGGAGACAUGAAAGGUCUCGGUGUGUUCGCCCCUGUAGGAGGAUCAAGUGCCCCGUUUCACACGACGCAACUUUCUACGUCUCCCAACGAAUAAAACAAAACAAGUGCACUCGA
Molecule: messenger RNA, 8509 nt
Organism: Hypomesus transpacificus
Lineage: Eukaryota; Metazoa; Chordata; Actinopteri; Osmeriformes; Osmeridae
Gene: hivep3b
Product: transcription factor HIVEP3
Exons: 11
Coding region: 894-7073 (2059 amino acids)
Biological process (GO): regulation of transcription by RNA polymerase II
Cellular component (GO): nucleus
Molecular function (GO): RNA polymerase II cis-regulatory region sequence-specific DNA binding; DNA-binding transcription factor activity, RNA polymerase II-specific
Source: RefSeq, a predicted model, not a curated record